AAGCAUAAAUACUAGUUGAGAGAUUAUAUUGGCGCUCCGGGACAUCCAUUUGUCAUCUUUAUUUGCACGCAAGGAUGCAUCGUUGAAAACUACUGGUCAAAUCUCUCGUGGAACAAAUUUAGGUGCUGAAUCAACUUCCUUCCUUGACUGAGCCACGGAGACAGAAAUUUUUGUCAUGGAAUUUAGAAGAUAUAUGAAAAUUUGGAUCGAAUUCAGUCUGCAAAAAAUGUGAGAAGACAUUGAUGAAUUGGAGACUGUGCGAAAAUGUUUGUUUUUUUGUCUUUUCUGUUCCUUCCCAAACCACAAAUGGCAGCAGUGAUGAGAUGACUUGACUUCUUGUUAGUCUUCCUUCCCCUCUUCUUCUUCUUCUUCUUCUUCUUCUUCCUCGGACGCUCCUUCCAUUCCAAACCCUGAAUCAAAAGCCCUGAAUGAUAUCCUCCCUCCAUUUUUGCAGUCUGCGCGUUCUUUCUUCAUUGAGAAAGAGCUCUGAAGCCUAGAAAACUUUUGCAGAACUAAAAAGGAGCGACCUUUUUGAGUUUAACUGCCUAAAAGGCCGAUUUUUCCCAUGGAUCAAUCCUCCGGCCAACCUCCUCACGGCUCCUCCAAGCCCUCCUCGGUUCUGCCUCGUAAGACCCCGAAUGUGAAGGCGCACUACCGCAUCGGCAAGAAGCUGGGGCAGGGCCAGUUCGGCACCACGUACCUCUGCGUCGACGCGGCCACCGGCAGGGAGUACGCGUGCAAGUCGAUCCCCAAGCGCAAGCUGCUGUGCCGCGAGGACUACGAGGACGUGUGGCGCGAGAUCCAGAUCAUGCACCACCUGUCGGAGCACCCCAAUGUGGUGCGGAUAAAAGGGACCUACGAGGAUCCCGUGUUCGUGCACCUGGUGAUGGAGCUGUGCGCCGGCGGGGAGCUCUUUGACAGGAUCAUUCAGAGGGGGCAUUACAGCGAGAGGAAGGCGGCGCAGCUGAUCAAGACCAUUGCGGGAGUGGUGGAGGCGUGCCACUCGCUGGGGGUGAUGCACCGAGAUCUGAAACCGGAAAACUUCCUGUUUGCUAGCACCGACGAGGAUGCUGCUCUCAAGGCCACGGAUUUCGGCCUCUCCGUGUUCUACAAACCAGGCGAUACCUUUUCUGAUGUGGUCGGGAGUCCAUAUUAUGUUGCGCCUGAGGUAUUGCGCAAGUACUAUGGUCCGGAAGCUGAUGUAUGGAGUGCUGGUGUCAUUUUGUAUAUUUUGCUAAGUGGAGUACCGCCUUUUUGGGCAGAAACUGAAGCAGGGAUUUUUAAGGAGAUACUACAAGGUCACAUAGACUUUGAAUCAGAACCAUGGCCUUGUAUUUCUGAUAGUGCUAAAGAUUUGAUUCGUAAUAUGCUGAAUAAGAAUCCAAAGAAGAGAUUCACCGCUCAUCAAGUUCUUUGUCACCCAUGGAUUGUUGUUGACAAAGUCGCACCUGAUCGGCCCCUGGAUUCUGCUGUCUUAUCUCGCCUGAAGCAGUUCUCAGCGAUGAACAAACUUAAGAAGAUGGCCUUGAAGGUUAUCGCUGAAAGCUUAUCAGAAGAAGAGAUUGGCGGUCUGAAAGAAUUGUUCAAUAUGAUCGAUACAGAUAAUAGCGGGACAAUCACAUUUGAUGAACUAAAAGAUGGUUUAAGAAGAGUGGGUUCUGAACUAAUGGAAUCAGAGAUCCAAGCACUUAUGAAUGCGGCAGACAUUGAUAACAGCGGCACCAUAGAUUAUGGUGAAUUUCUUGCUGCAACAUUGCACGUGAACAAGCUGGAGAGGGAUGAAAACCUAGUGUCAGCAUUCUCCUUCUUCGAUAAAGACGGAAGUGGCUACAUCAGUGUGGAUGAGCUUUCACAAGCUUGUAGAGAAUUUGGUCUCGAUGAUGUUCAUCUAGAUGACAUGAUCAAAGAAAUUGAUCAAAACAAUGUUUGUGCUGGAUGGACAAAUAGAUUAUAGUGAGUUUGCCGCUAUGAUGAGAAAAGGAAACGGAGAAAUUGGAAGAAGAACAAUGAGAAAUAGUCUGAGGAUUAACUUGGGUGAUGCUUUCAAGAUUUCAGAGCAGUAGCAAAUGUCGAAGAGUGGUUUUUGGGGAGGUAGAGUUUCUUCAGAAACUUGUAUGAUCAAUUAGUGCCAUGAAUGUUGAGGACAUGUCUUGGUUAAUGCCGACUAUUUACCACUAAGUUACAUGAAUACUGCCAUUUGAGACAUUAA
Zingiber officinale is the source of this 2209-nucleotide messenger RNA. RefSeq names its product calcium-dependent protein kinase 24-like. Gene Ontology annotation, biological process: peptidyl-serine phosphorylation; protein autophosphorylation; intracellular signal transduction. The record is from RefSeq and is a predicted model, not a curated record. Gene Ontology annotation, molecular function: calmodulin binding; calcium/calmodulin-dependent protein kinase activity; calcium ion binding. Bases 566 to 1954 code for a protein of 462 amino acids. NCBI's taxonomy places the organism in Eukaryota, Viridiplantae, Streptophyta, Magnoliopsida, Zingiberales, Zingiberaceae. Gene Ontology annotation, cellular component: nucleus; cytoplasm. The transcript is spliced from 8 exons.